Molecule: messenger RNA, 480 nt
Organism: Brenthis ino (lesser marbled fritillary)
Lineage: Eukaryota; Metazoa; Arthropoda; Insecta; Lepidoptera; Nymphalidae
Source: the annotation of a GenBank genome assembly
AUGGGAGUGGCCGGUAACGCACGGCAAUUGCGAUUCGUAAAAUAUCGAGAGUGCUCGCGUUUGGGGUCGCUUUUACAGCCUUCUAUGUCUCAGUCGAAAGAAAAUAAUUUAAAUAUGCCCAAAACUCACAAUAAGACCAAGAAACGCAAGAGCAAGAAUGCGAGAAAGAGAACUGCUUUGAAUAAUCAUGGACUCAAGAUUAUAACAAAACGCUGCGGUUGUACACUGAUUGAAAGCGACUGUGACGGCGAGCUCAAAGAUUACUUAGCCUCCAUGUUAGGAGAUCUAAGGAGGAAACUGAAAAGGGCCGUUUACCUUUACGAAAUUGUAAGCGAGGCAAAAAUGCCACAUGGGUCUGCUAUUCCGAAACGACCAGAAGAGGAAAUUGUGACGCAAUUGUUUGCAGCGUGGAAGAACCAACAUGGAACUUGGACAAAAUGUGGGAGAUGUGACAUAUGUCUUGCAUCUAACUCCAUCCAA